CUCCAUUCAUUUCAUUUCCCUUCUUUUUCUCAUCAGAUGCCUUUCCCAAGUCCCUGACAUCGGACCGAGCUUUUCUCUCUCUCCUCCGUGCCCUAGAUUUCCUCGAAAAUCCCUCUUCUCGCUCUCCUUUCUCCACCUCCGAUCAUCAAAUCCUAAAAAAAUGGCGAAUGCGGCGUCAGGAAUGGCUGUGAAUGAUGACUGCAAGCUCAAAUUCUUGGAAUUGAAGGCGAAGCGGACCCACCGAUUCAUUGUCUACAAAAUAGACGAGAAACUCAAGCAGGUUAUUGUAGAAAAGCUUGGGGAGCCUGGCCAGAGCUAUGAGGAUUUUGCUGCAAGCCUUCCUGCGAACGAGUGCCGCUAUGCCAUCUAUGACUUCGACUUUGUAACAGAAGAGAAUUGCCAGAAAAGCAAGAUUUUCUUCAUCGCAUGGUCUCCUGAUAUCGCGAGGGUGAGGAGUAAGAUGCUUUAUGCUAGUUCAAAGGAUAGAUUCAGGAGGGAGCUUGACGGUAUUCAGGUCGAGUUGCAAGCCACUGAUCCUACUGAAAUGGGUCUUGAUGUUAUCAGAGGCCGUGCCACUUGAGUACGUAUUGUGGGCCCUGCAUUGAAGAUUUCCUCCGUACAGUCUGGUUGCUUUAGUGAAAUGUCUAUAGUUUCGUGCCAUGGUGAAUUUGGCUAGAUAUGAUAUUUGCUGGUUGGUCAGGUUUAUAAUACAGUCUUUCUUGUCUUGCUUUAAAACCAAAUUGGUGAUUUUCAAGUAUAUCAUGUGAUUUGUUACUUGUGGAACCUAUGUGACGAGCGUCUCUACUUGUAGUACUCUGACGUCUACAAGCUAAUGCCGUGUAACAGUUUGUGGGGUAGGCAACACCUGUAGUAUGUCUACAACUUUGGAUGGAUGCUUAACCAUUUUGCCUUUAUAAUGAUUGGGAUUGCGGAGAA
Molecule: messenger RNA, 936 nt
Organism: Magnolia sinica
Lineage: Eukaryota; Viridiplantae; Streptophyta; Magnoliopsida; Magnoliales; Magnoliaceae
Product: actin-depolymerizing factor 7-like
Exons: 3
Coding region: 161-580 (139 amino acids)
Biological process (GO): actin filament depolymerization
Cellular component (GO): cytoplasm; actin cytoskeleton
Molecular function (GO): actin filament binding
Source: RefSeq, a predicted model, not a curated record